GAGAUGGGGGAGCUCUUAUUUUGACAGGGGCCUCUCCCGGCUCUGGUAUGAAGGCAGAAGGAGGCAGCCAGAGAGCCCCGAUGCUUAUUCAGGCUGGGGAGAGGAGCCGAGUGGAGGGGCGAGCGAGGCUCCGGCAGCGCAGGGGAGCCCGGGGAGGCGGCGGCGCGCGGCGGAGCCAGUGGCUGGACAUGCCCCGGAUCCGGGGCCGCUGCAGCACUGCCGCCGCCCGGAGCCAGCCGGCCAGACGCCCGCACGCCUGGGUCCCCUGGCGCCGCGCCGCCCGGGGACUGCGACCUGGACCCUCGGCACCCGACCAACAAUAAGCGCCUAGACAGCCCCCUCCCCGCUCCGCGCCCGCCGUCCCCGCCGGCCUCGGGGAAAGUGAAAGGAGGAGGCGAAGGAAGGAAGGAAGGAAGGGAGGGAGGAGGAGGAGCAGGAGCGGCAGCAGCCAGAGCGGUGAGGUUUGGGCCGAGACCCCAGCCCGGAGCCCCGGCCCGGCGGUGCGCUAGCUCUCCCGCCGCUGCCGGCGCCCAGAACCAUGCACCCCGGUUAGGAGGCAGGAACCCAGGCAACCAGCGCCUCCGGGCUACCUGCUCGCCGGCCGGCCUGGUAUUGAGAUCAAGGCGUCCAGGAUCAAAAAGAUCACCGCCUGCCCGCCUUCGCGUCUCCACUGUCCUGCUGGAGGAUCCCAGUCCACCCAACGACCCUGACCAGGUUAUGGCGACCAGCUCCGGCCUGGCGUGAGGACCCCCGACUGGUGCGAGGGAGCCCCCAUCCCAGACCACAUCCCUGAGCCUGAACCUGACACAGUCCCUGCUCCAGUACCGAGUACCUGGCUGGGCCCUGGGCACGCACAGGGGCCGUAGCCCCCACUGUGCGUGGGAGCCAUGAGGAUCCUGGCUAACAAGACAAGGUUACCCCACCCCAGGAGGAGAGAAACUCCGGGGAGUCCGCCGCUGUCCCCUCGUGGCCACUGCCCCCCUGCCCCAGCCAAGCCAAUGCACCCAGAAAAUAAACUGACCAAUCAUGGCAAGACAGGGAAUGGAGGGGCCCAAUCCCAGCACCAGAAUGUGAGCCAAGGACCCACCUGCAACCUGGGCGCCAAGGGCGUGGGGGCGGGGAGCCAUGGGGCCAAGGCCAGCCAGAUCUCACCUAGCAACUCAAGUCUGAAGAACCCCCAGGCAGGAGUGCCUCCUUUCAGCUCACUCAAGGGCAAGGUGAAGCGGGAGCGCAGCGUGUCAGUGGAGUCUGGAGAGCAGCGGGAGGCCGGGACGCCAUCCCUCGAUUCAGAGGCCAAAGAGGUGGCACCCCGGAGUAAACGGAGGUGUGUGCUAGAGCGGAAGCAGCCAUACAGUGGGGACGAAUGGUGUUCUGGACCGGACAGCGAGGAGGAUGACAAGCCCAUUGGGGCCGCCCACAAUUGUAAUGUAGCAGACCCAGCCAUGGCCGCCCCACAGCUGGGUCCUGGCCAAACUGCCCAACUGCCCCUCAGUGAGAGCAGUGUACCAGGACCCCCACAUGGCCCCCCACCCGGCCUUCGGCCUGAUGUCCCUGGGGGUGGGGGUGGUGGCGUCCCAGGAAAGCCGCCAUCACAGUUCGUGUAUGUCUUUACCACCCACCUGGCCAACACGGCUGCAGAGGCAGUACUGCAGGGCCGGGCAGAGUCCAUCCUUGCCUAUCACCAGCAGAACGUGCCCCGGGCCAAACUGGAUCAGGCCGCUAAAGUGCCACCCACCCCGGAACCACUACCCCUGAACGCGCCAUCAGCAGGUACACCGCAGUCUCAGCCACCUCCGUUGCCACCGCCACCCUCAGCCCCUGGCAGUGCCCCUCCUGCUCUGCCGACGGAUGGGCCUCCCGAAGACACGAGUCAGGACCUGGCCCCCAACUCAGUGGGAGCUGCCAGCACAGGUGGUGGGACCGGGGGCACCCACCCUAAUACCCCAACGGCUGCCACUGCUAGCAACCCCCUGCCACCCGGAGGAGACCCUGGCAGUGCCCCUGGCUCAGCCCUCCUGGGGGAGGCCACCCCCACAGGAAAUGGGCAGAGGAACCUGGUGGGCUCCGAGGGCCUGUCCAAAGAACAGCUGGAGCACCGCGAACGCUCCCUCCAGACGCUGCGAGACAUCGAGAGGCUGCUGCUCCGCAGCGGGGAGACGGAGCCCUUCCUCAAGGGGCCCCCCGGAGGAGCUGGUGAGGGAGGCCCACCAGCACAAGCUCCCUCUGCCACUCAGCAACCUCCCUCGGCCCCUCCCAGUGGGCUCAAGAAGUACGAGGAGCCCCUGCAGUCAAUGAUUUCACAGACGCAGAGCCUAGGAGGCCCCCCACUGGAGCAUGAGGUGCCGGGGCACCCCCAGGCUGGGGAUAUGGGAGCGCAGAUGAAUAUGAUGGUGCAGAGGCUGGGCCAGGACAGCCUGACACCUGAGCAGGUGGCCUGGCGCAAGCUGCAGGAAGAGUACUACGAAGAGAAGAGGCGGAAAGAGGAGCAGAUCGGAUUGCACGGCGGCCGCCCUCUGCAGGACGUGGUGGGCAUGGGAGGCAUGAUGGGGAGGGGGCCCCCACCUCCUUACCACAGCAAGCCUGGCGAUCAGUGGCCGCCCGGAAUGGGUACACAACUCCGAGGGCCUAUGGAUGUCCAAGAUCCCAUGCAGCUCCGAGCUGGACCUCCCUUCCCUGGUCCCCGUUUCCCAGGCAACCAGAUGCAAAGGGUGCCUGGAUUUGGAGGUAUGCAGAGUAUGCCCAUGGAGGUACCCAUGAAUGCCAUGCAGAGACCUGUAAGGCCAGGCAUGGGCUGGACUGAAGACUUGCCUCCGAUUGGGGGACCCAGCAAUUUUGCCCAGAAUGCCGUGCCCUAUCCAGGUGGGCAGGGUGAGGCAGAGCGAUUCAUGACACCUCGUGUCCGGGAGGAGCUGCUGAGGCAGCAGUUGCUGGAGAAGCGGUCCAUGGGCAUGCAGCGUCCCCUGGGCAUGGCAGGUAGCAGCAUGGGACAGAGCAUGGAGAUGGAGCGGAUGAUACAGGCGCAUCGGCAGAUGGAUCCUACCAUGUUCCCAGGGCAGAUGACUGGUGGAGAUGGCCUGGCUGGCACUCCCAUGGGCAUAGAGUUUGGUGGAGGCCGGGGCCUCUUGAGCCCUCCCAUGGGACAGUCUGGCCUGAGGGAGGUAGACCCACCCAUGGGGCCUGGCAACCUCAACAUGAACAUGAACGUGAACAUGAACAUGAACAUGAACCUGAAUGUGCAGAUGACGCCACAGCAGCAGAUGCUGAUGUCCCAGAAGAUGCGAGGCCCUGGAGACAUGAUGGGACCUCAGGGCCUCAGUCCUGAGGAGAUGGCGCGGGUUCGCGCCCAGAACAGCAGUGGCAUGAUGGGUGGCCCACAGAAGAUGCUCAUGCCUUCGCAAUUUCCCAAUCAGGGCCAGCAGAGCUUCUCUGGGGGCCAAGGACCCUACCAGGCUAUGCCCCAGGACAUGGGCAACACUCCAGACAUGUUUAGUCCUGACCAGAGUUCGAUGCCCAUGGGCACUGUGGGCACCGCCCGGCUCAGCCAUAUGCCUCUGCCCCCUGCAUCCAAUCCUCCUGGGUCUGUGCACUCAGCCCCCAACAGGGGGCUGGGCAGGCGGCCUUCAGAUCUCACCAUUAGUAUUAAUCAGAUGGGCUCACCAGGCAUGGGGCAUCUGAAGUCACCUACCCUUAGCCAGGUGCACUCCCCUCUGGUCACCUCACCCUCUGCCAACCUCAAGUCACCCCAGACUCCCUCACAGAUGGUGCCGUUGCCUUCUGCCAACCCGCCAGGACCUCUCAAGUCACCCCAGGUCCUCAGUUCUUCCCUCAGCGUUCGUUCACCCACUGGCUCACCCAGCAGGCUCAAGUCUCCCUCCAUGACGGUGCCUUCUCCGGGCUGGGUCGCCUCUCCCAAGACGGCUAUGCCUAGUCCUGGAGUCUCCCAGAAUAAGCAGCCGCCUCUCAACAUAAACUCUUCCUCUACCCUGGGCAAUAUGGAACAGGGUGCCCUCCCACCUGGUGGCCCCCGAAACAGUUCCUCAGCUCCUCCUGCCAACCCUCCCAGUGGCCUCGUGAACCCCAGCCUACCAUUCACAUCCUCCCCAGACCCCGCGCCUUCCCAGAACCCUCUGUCACUGAUGAUGUCUCAGAUGUCCAAGUAUGCCAUGCCCAGCUCUACCCCGCUGUACCACAACGCCAUCAAGACCAUCGCCACCUCAGACGACGAGCUGCUGCCUGACCGGCCCCUGCUACCCCCACCCCCACCACAGGGCUCUGGGCCAGGCAUCAGCACUAACCAGCCCAACCCAAUGCACCUGAACUCCGCCGCUGCCCAGAGCCCCAUGGGCCUGAACUUGCCAGGCCAGCAGCCCCUGUCCCAUGAGCCCCCACCUACGAUGUUGCCCUCCCCCACCCCUCUGGGGUCCAACAUUCCACUGCACCCCAAUGCACAGGGGACAGGGGGCCCUUCUCAAAACUCAAUGAUGAUGGCCCCAGGAGGCCCAGACUCCCUAAAUACCCCUUGUGGCCCCGUGCCCAGCUCCUCCCAAAUGAUGCCGUUUCCUCCUCGGCUGCAGCAACCCCACGGUGCCAUGGCCCCCGCUGGGGGUGGGGGUGGGGGGCCUGGCCUGCAGCAGCACUACCCUUCAGGCAUGCCCCUGCCCCCCGAGGACCUGCCCAGCCAGCCACCUGGUCCCAUACCCCCCCAGCAGCAUCUGAUGGGCAAAGGCAUGGCUGGCCGAAUGGGCGAAGCGUACCCACCUGGUGUGCUCCCUGGGGUGGCAUCAGUACUGAAUGACCCAGAGCUGAGUGAGGUGAUCCGGCCCACCCCUACCGGCAUUCCUGAAUUCGACUUAUCCAGAAUCAUCCCCUCUGAGAAACCAAGCAGCACCCUCCAGUACUUCCCCAAGAGCGAGAACCAGCCCCCCAAGGCUCAGCCCCCCAAUCUGCAUCUCAUGAACCUGCAGAACAUGAUGGCGGAGCAGACCCCCUCUCGGCCUCCCAACCUCCCAGGCCAACAGGGGGUCCAGCGGGGGCUCAGCAUGUCCAUGUGCCACCCUGGACAGAUGUCCUUGCUGGGCAGGACAGGUGUGCCCCCACAGCAAGGCAUGGUGCCCCACGGCCUGCACCAGGGGGUCAUGUCCCCACCACAAGGCCUCAUGACCCAGCAGAAUUUUAUGCUGAUGAGGCAGCGGGGUGUAGGGGGUGAGGUCUACACCCAGCCUCCCCAUGUGCUCUCGCCACAGGGCUCCCUCAUGGGGCCCCCUCCCCAGCAGAACCUCAUGGUGUCCCACCCGCUGCGGCAGCGCAGUGUGUCUCUGGACAGCCAGAUGGGCUACCUCCCCACGCCGGGCAGCAUGGCCAAUCUACCCUUCUAGCAGGCCCCUCGGGGAGUCUGGAACUGGGGUUACUGAGAAUAUGUUAACUUUAAAAAGGUUUUGUUUUGUUUUGUUUUUUGUUUUCCCUCCAGUGUUGGGAUGGAUGGCCUGGGUCCAGGGCUAGGGUGGAGGGGUGGGGAGGGGCU
Molecule: messenger RNA, 5521 nt
Organism: Acomys russatus (golden spiny mouse)
Lineage: Eukaryota; Metazoa; Chordata; Mammalia; Rodentia; Muridae
Gene: Bcl9l
Product: BCL9 like
Exons: 10
Coding region: 888-5375 (1495 amino acids)
Biological process (GO): negative regulation of transforming growth factor beta receptor signaling pathway; positive regulation of transcription by RNA polymerase II; canonical Wnt signaling pathway
Cellular component (GO): beta-catenin-TCF complex
Molecular function (GO): transcription coactivator activity; beta-catenin binding
Source: RefSeq, a predicted model, not a curated record